AUGUCCCAAGACAUGGGCCAGCCAAUCCACUCUGGUCCUCCCGCCGAGGCCUCGACGUCUGCCAAUGGACACGCAGCUCAGACAGUAACAGCGACCUCUUCUCUCCUCUCAAUUGUCGCUCCGGUUCGGCUGCCAGGCAGUCUCAUGUAUGAAGAUGACAAGGAUUGGGCCGAAGCGCGAGAAGCGUAUGCCGGCGGAGAAGACGCAGAUAUGGAAGAUGAUGCUACUUCAAUCAAGGGCAAGGGGAAGCUGGCUGCAGGAGCGGACGUUCGACCGGGCGUUGGGGGCGGAAAGCGCAUGCCUGUCGAUAGAGAGGAAGCAGUGCGAAUAAUGUUGCAGGGGCUUCGAGAUGUCGGUUAUCAUCAAUCAGCAGAUGUUCUGGAGGCCGAGUCCGGGUACAAGCUCUCCACGAGGGCUGGAUCGGACUUCCAACAAGCUAUCCUGGGAGGUCGGUGGGCUGAAGCGCUUGCUCUCCUUCCCGAGCUUGGUAUUCCCGCUUCAGCUGCCUUCGCUACUCCCUCCGAUCAGGCUCGAUACCUGAUCGCCCAACAAAAGUAUCUCGAGUAUCUCGAACUGGGCCAGCAGAAGAAGGCUUUGGGAGUCUUGCGAGGGGAGCUGGCAAAGGUGGCCAAAGAUCAGAAUGUUCUGCAUACAUUGUCUGGGUUCAUGAUGUGUCUCGACAAGGAGGACUUGUACGAAAGAGCGUCCUGGGACGGGGCGGCCGGUAUCUCCAGGCGGCAACUGUUGGAACAUCUUGAAGCAUUCAUUUCCCCGUCACUCAUAGUCCCAUCCCGGCGUCUCGCAACUCUCUUUGACCAAGCACGCCAAUUCCAACAAUCCAACUCACCCUACAUCGACGGCCCCACCACCAACUCUCUCUACACCGACUAUGAAGACCGUCAAGAUCAAUUCCCCUCCGUCACCACCCACAUUCUCAUUGACCACUCUGACGAAGUCUGGCGGAUCGAGUGGAACCCUGAUGGGUCAAAGCUCGCGAGCGCUGGAAAAGACAAGGUUGUGCAUAUAUGGUCGGUUUUACCGGUGGCGGGACUGGACGGGACGGAGAGGUACGCAGUAGCGCCAUUGCAUCAUUUCAGGAAUCAUAAGGAUCCAAUCGAUGCGAUGGCGUGGGCGCCUGAUGGGAAGCUACUGGCCACGGGCGCAGACAAGAUGGUGCAUCUUUGGGACACUGAAACGGGUGAAGAGAUUGCUUUGCAGACGCCUGGUCUUCAUCACACCGAUACUAUCAGCGCCAUCCAGUGGAUGCCAAGCGGCUCCGAAUUCUUGGUGGCGUCCAUGGACUGCCGUAUUAUAUUUUACAAUCGCAAAGGCAUGCUUCUCCGCCAGUGGUCUACCUUUCCUCUCCAAUUCAACGACUUUGCCCUCACACCAGACGGGUCCCGCAUCGUAGCCAUCACCACCCCAUUGAAACGUGUCGCAAAUAAUGAAGGGUUGCGAAGUGCAGCCAUGUCGGCGAGACCGGCAACAGGGCCUAAUGCGACAAACACUACUGCCCCGGGUGGGAGCAGUGGGAAUUCGGGUGUUGGUGCUAGCGGGGGUGGGUCUACGGGAACCAUAGGGCUUGGUGGCGCUGUGGGAGGGACGAGGUUGAGUAGCCUAGGAGGAGCAGACUUUGCGUUUGCGACCAUGGAGCAUAGUUUAGUGAUGGUCAGAGUUGAGGAUCACGAGAUCAUUGACUGGUCUCAAGAUUUGAGGUGUGAGAUGACUAGUAUCAGGCUUACCAGUGACGGUAAGAGAGCGCUGGUCAGCUGUAGUCCGGAUGAGGUUCAAGAAUGGAAUACCCACAACGGUUUGCGAUACCUCCGCGGCCAUUCCGGCCAUAUUCAGACAAAUUUCCUUAUACGGAGUUGCUAUGGCGGCAAGAAAGAUCAGUUCGUCCUCAGCGGGAGUGAAGACGGUCACGUUUAUGUUUGGCAUGGCUCGUCAUCCCAACCGACCGAAGUGCUCGCGGGGCAUACCAGCGUCGUCAACUCUGUUGCUUGGAACCCUGUAGCUUCACGAAGGAUAUUUGCCAGUUGCAGCGAUGACAAGACAGUGCGUAUAUGGCAACCACCGGUCGAUAUGGACAUGGAGCUUCAGGCGGAGGAUACUGGGCCCGUAGCGGGAGCGUCGGCGAGUGGGACGAAUGGGGACAAGGAAGGGAAUGGACACGUGCCACGUAUGGACGAAGAUGUUGGGAUGGUGUUGUGA
Messenger RNA from Cryptococcus amylolentus CBS 6039, 2211 nucleotides. RefSeq lists its product as hypothetical. Lineage: Eukaryota; Fungi; Basidiomycota; Tremellomycetes; Tremellales; Cryptococcaceae. Gene Ontology annotation, cellular component: GID complex. Gene Ontology annotation, molecular function: protein binding. The transcript is spliced from 10 exons. The record is from RefSeq and is a predicted model, not a curated record. The coding region runs from base 1 to 2211 and encodes 736 amino acids. Gene Ontology annotation, biological process: proteasome-mediated ubiquitin-dependent protein catabolic process.